UGCUACUGUAUUUUUCAGCACGCGCACGCUAAUGCAUAAAUUUGUAAGUUUAGUUUGUGAUAAAGCAAACAUCACGGUUUAAACGUCACGUAACUUCUCUGGCUUCAUUUAUUUUCAUUUUUUGUUAUUUGUGUUUGAGGAUUGGGAUUUUUGGAUUUUUAAGCUUUCGUGAUUCUGGAAAGAUCCGAGAAUUGUCUACAAGUGGAACAUUUCAUUAUUCUACUCGCUAGUUGAUUGGCUGGGAAGUCACACCAAAAAGAAUAUAAUUUCAAGUCUUUGGAAAACUCAUAACAGAACUUAUAACUCAUAAAAUAGACCGCGGUAAAGAAAGCGAUUUGCUUUCGCCUUACACUUAAUUCACUGUUGUUUGCUAGCGACGAUUUCACGUCAAGAAGGAAUGAUGGUUUCAGGCUUGCUUCAUCUCUGCGUCUUCGCCGUUGGAAUCAUACUCAACUUAUUCCUCCUUGCUCGAUGUUUUUGUAAACGUUGGUCCUCAGUCCCCAGUCCUAUGAUGUAUCUCAUUGCCGUCCAGGGAAUAUUUUCAGUCAUAUGCAUCUUCUUAAACUUUUUCAUUAUUCUUACUACAAUGACACGAUUCGGAAGUGCUCUUUCGUGUAGCGUGUUACCGACCCUCAUCGUCGUACUUGUCUCAAUGGCCGUGUUCAACUUCACUGCUCUCGUGAUCGUCAAACACCUUGAAGUUGUGCAUGGCAGGAAAAUUACUAAAAAGGCUGUGGUACUCUCGCUUCUCGGAGUUAUUGCCUGCACAACCACGAUUUUAUCGCCGGCACUUGUUUAUCCAAUUGACUCAGGUGUUCCCAUCUUUGUGUGCGAGGGUUGUCUUUGCAACGAAGGUUUAUUGCCACGAGAAAUCGACACAUUCCUCAUUAAUGUCACGUCAUAUGCCCCGUGGUUUCUUUUACUACAGUUCAUUAUUCCGGCCGCAAUCCUGGUCAACCGACUGAUAAUGAUUCUGAUCGACAACGUUCGCAAAGAGGUGGCCGCAAAACCGUUGAUCAUAUCUCAUCGCUACUGUUAUUCGACCGAUGCAGUUGUCCACACCAUCACUAUUGUCUCUGUCGUAUUUACUUCAUUUGCCAUCUUUUCGAAACAGAAUGUAAAGGAUCCUAUGGAAUCACUAAAUAGCCUGUUUCAUGUGAUGGAACUGUUUUCUGUCGUUGUUUUAUGUUUCCCCGUUUACCUGUUCGAUCUUCUUGAACUGGAAUACGAGGACGCCAUUGGUCUCUAUUCUGGAAUGACGGACGACAAAUCGCUUCUAAUUGUUGACGCAGAAAACAGCUACAAUGGCGACGAAACCCUUCUUAAGAUCUAAAGAGAAAAUUUGCAAAAAAGACCAAUGACUAAUAAUCGGGAGCAUAGCUUAAGAUGAAUAGAUGUUUGUUGUACAGACCUAUCGAAGCGUGAUACAGUUUGCAAAACAAAUACACAUAAAAUAUGCAAAACAGACACGAAUCACGAAAACACUCUCACCACCCUGUUCCAA
Messenger RNA from Nematostella vectensis (starlet sea anemone), 1504 nucleotides. RefSeq lists its product as uncharacterized. The record is from RefSeq and is a predicted model, not a curated record. NCBI's taxonomy places the organism in Eukaryota, Metazoa, Cnidaria, Anthozoa, Actiniaria, Edwardsiidae. The transcript has a single exon. Bases 398 to 1333 code for a protein of 311 amino acids.